Molecule: messenger RNA, 1104 nt
Organism: Haliotis rufescens (red abalone)
Lineage: Eukaryota; Metazoa; Mollusca; Gastropoda; Lepetellida; Haliotidae
Product: mucin-2-like
Exons: 2
Coding region: 1-1104 (367 amino acids)
Source: RefSeq, a predicted model, not a curated record
AUGCUACCGUAUGUUCGUGAGCGUAUCCUGCCCCACUGGUGCACCUGCAACAAACGCAUGCAAAGACCCUCACACCGUUACACCCUUCAACCCUUACACCGUUACAUCCUCCACCCUCACACUGUUACACCCUCCAUCCCUCACACCGUUACACCCUCCAUCCCUUACACCGUUAUACCCUCCACCCGUUACACCGUUACACCCUCCACCCCUUACAGCGUUACACCCUCCAUCCUUUACACCGUUACACCCUCCACCCCUUACACCGUUACACCAUCCACCCCUUACACCCUUACACCCUCCACCCCUUACACCGUUACACCCUCCACUCCUUACACCGUUACACCCUCCACCCCUUACACCGUGACACCCUCCAUCCCUUACACCGUUAUACCCUUCACCCCUUACACCGCUAUACCCUCCACCCCUUACACCGUUACACCCUCCACCACUUACACCAUUACAUCCUCCACCCCUCACACCGUUACACCCUCCACCCCUUACACCAUUACAUCCUCCACCCCUGACACCGUUACAUCCAUCACCCCUCACACUGUUACACCCUCCAUCCCUCACACCGUUACACCCUCCAUCCCUUACACCGUGACACCCUCCAUCCCUUACACCGUUACACCCUCCAUCCUUUACACCGUUACACCCUCCACCCCUUACACCGUUACACCCUCGACCCCUUACACCGUUACACCCUCCACCCCUUACACCGUUACACCCUCCAUCCUUUACACCGAUACACCCUCCAACCCUAACACCAUUACACCCUUCACCCCUUACACCGUUACAUCCUCCACCCCUAACACCGUUACACCCUCCACCCCUAACACCGUUAUACCCUCCAUCCCUUACACCGUUACACCCUCCAUCCCUCACACCGUUACAUCCUCCACCCCUAACACCGUUACACCCUCCAUCCCUUACACCGUUACAUCCUCCAUCCCUUACACCGUUAUACCCUCCAUCCCUCACACCGUUACACCCUCCAUCCCUCACACCGUUACAUCCUCAACCCCUCACACCGUUAUACCCUCCAUCCCUCACACCGUUACACCCUCCAUCCCUCACACCGUGAAACCCUCCACCCCUUAG